UCCUUUCUCUUCAAAACAAAAUAUUCUCUAGGAUUUAUAAUUCCAGAGUAUAUUCAAAGUUGGAAAAAUCAAAACACUGUGAUUCUACUAUCUACUAUACGAUGGGUGAGGUCAGUCAGAAGAAGGAAGAAACGGCGACGAAGCCUGAAGGAGAGAAGAAGCCAGUCAACGUCACAGUCAUGAAGCUUGAUAUGCAUUGCGAAGGUUGUGGCAAGAAAAUCAAACGACUAUUGAAACAUUACAAAGGCGUUGAAGACGUGAAGAUUGAUUAUAAAGACAACAAAAUGACGGUGGUCGGGAACGUAGAUGCAGAGGCAGUUCGGGAUAAAGUCGCCGAGAGAAUUAAGAGAAAGGUCGAAAUCGUGUCUCCCAAGAAAGAGGCUUCUCCUCCUCCUUCAAGCGGUGAAAAGAAGGUGGCGGAUGAGAAGCCUGCCGAGAAGAAGCCCGCCGAUGAGAAACUCGCCGGCGACAAAAAAGAAGAUAAGAAGAAAGAAGAAGGAGCGAAGACAGCUCCUCCUCCUGCUCCACCAAAAGAGAGUACGGUGGUUCUGAAGACUAAAUUACAUUGCGAAGGCUGCGAACACAAAAUCAAAAGAAUAGUCAACAAGAUUAAGGGGGUUAAUUCAGUUGCCAUUGAUAACGCCAAAGACUUGGUGAUAGUGAAGGGGAUCAUUGACGUUAAACAACUCACUCCUUAUCUGAACGAGAAGCUUAAACGCAACGUCGAAGUUGUUCCACCGAAAAAAGAAGAGGGAACCACCGCGGCAGCGGCGACGGCUCCAACUCCAGCUCCAGCUGGUGGGGAGAAGAAGGAUAAAGAUGCUGGUGAAAAGAAAGAGAGCAAAGAUGUCGGAGAAAAGAAGGAUGGUGGUGAAAAGAAAGAGAGCAAAGAUGUGGGGAAAAAGAAAGACGGUGGUGGUGACAAGAAGAAAGAAGUUUCCCCAGCCGGAGGCGGAGAAGGUGGUGCUACGGUGGAUGUGAAGAAAUCGGAGUAUGGCGGUUAUGGCUAUCCACCUCAGCCCAUGUAUUACUACCCACCAGGACAAAUGUACGGUCAACACUACAUGAUGCAAGGUCAAUCAUCUCAAUCGUAUGUACAAGAACCGUAUACUAACCAAGGAUAUGUACACGAAUCGUAUACGAAUCAAAGAUACGGCCAAGGGUAUGGACAAGAAGCACCACAACCGUAUAUGAACCAUCAAGGGUAUGCAGAUCCUUAUGCUCAUAUGCGUGCUCCUCAGAUGUUUAGUGAUGAGAAUCCAGAAGGAUGUUCUGUUAUGUGAGUAAAAUGGGAGGAGAAUAAAUUGUAAAUAACUAAGAAAGGUAGAUAUGGUAAAAUUAUAUCUUAACCGGUGAAACUGGCCCGGGUAUAACCGGUUUUUGAGAGAAAUGGGUUGGAUGUUGGUUUACUCUACCGAUUAUACAUAUAAAUAUAGUUUCCUUCUACUAUAA
Messenger RNA from Brassica oleracea var. oleracea, 1452 nucleotides. Its product is annotated as transient receptor potential protein-like. The record is from RefSeq and is a predicted model, not a curated record. NCBI's taxonomy places the organism in Eukaryota, Viridiplantae, Streptophyta, Magnoliopsida, Brassicales, Brassicaceae. The coding region runs from base 102 to 1283 and encodes 393 amino acids. Gene Ontology annotation, molecular function: metal ion binding. The transcript has 4 exons.